This is a messenger RNA of Scedosporium apiospermum, 750 nucleotides long. RefSeq lists its product as uncharacterized. Bases 1 to 750 code for a protein of 249 amino acids. The transcript is spliced from 5 exons. The record is from RefSeq and is a predicted model, not a curated record. Lineage: Eukaryota; Fungi; Ascomycota; Sordariomycetes; Microascales; Microascaceae.
AUGGAUACCACACUUGGCCCAACCAUUCACUGGGGCUAUGGAGUCCCGGAAGAUGUCGAUGCGUUUAGACUGUUCAAGCUCCUCCUCCUCCACCCUGAUGACCUUGAACCCGGACUCUGGAAGCACUUCCUAGCCCGUACCCAGCUGAGCUCCGCGGAGCGUGAGCAGAUGCGCAUCGUCGUGUCGUUGCCAGCAAGUUGGCCGGACACGAUCCUGGCUACAAUGAAGGAUAUACUAGUCCAAGCAGGUAUAAUUGGCUCUAGGCAUGGACACAAUCUCCAGUUUGUUCGCGAGCCGCAGGCUGCGGCUCUCGCCAUGAUAUAUGAUGCCGAAGUAUCUGGAUUUUUGAAGGCCGGUGAUAUCGUCAUUGUGUGUGAUUGUGGCGGGGCUACAAUUGACUGUAUUACCCAACAAGUCAUAUCAAUAUCACCUCUGCGCAUGCGGGACAUAGUUCCAUGUGAGGGCCGGUUUUCCCGCAUUGCCAUGAUGGAAAGUGGCUUUAUAGAGCUAUUGAAGGAAAAGAUGGCAGGCAUUCCCGGAAUCCGGGGCGCUGCUGAUAUCCCAGGGGUAGAGCUCCAACAAAUGGCUGAGAAGGUUUGGCAGAAGAAAAUCGUCAAGAACUUCACCGGGACUGAGAAGUACAACGUCGAGAUUCCUCGAGUACUUCUCUGCGGUCAGCAAGACGAACGGGCAGACUCCGAAAGUGAGGCGAAAGGCGAACCCUACCUUCACUUCAUGUUCCGAAACUAA